AAUUUGCGGGCAAAAUACUCAAAAAUCAGAUUUUAAUGUUUAAGUCUUUAUUUGUUCCGUGACAAUACAAAACAAUGAAAUAGGCCCUAACCCCAAAGUUUUCGUCUUCAAACCCUAGAAAUAAUACGGUGCGGUCAAACUACCUCGGCGGCGAGGUAUUGGUGCUCUCGACUUGGACCCGAAACAAGCCGAAACAGCCAAUAAAGACCAUUUCGAUCACUUGGAAUCAAAACCGCCCAAAUUUGUAUCAUUUAUAGCCUAAUUUGCGAUUUCCCGGAAAUCGGAAUUUCGACCCGCCGACUGAGACAAAAAAAUAGCCUAAGUGGCGGUUUCUAGCCUAAUCUGGCAACCCUGGCGAGCAGUGCGUACAGAGACCACUAUCCUGCGAAUAAUUUGGCGGGUCCCUUCGCUUUCGUUUUGACAACAGCAACAGCUGAUGGGCAGACGUCAGAGGAUUGUUUUGGAGGACUUUCGCACUGUUGUUUUGCCUGUUUUCCUAUACUCAAGAGCAGUAUGGUCCAGGAUUGCACCGAAGAAACACAUCUCUGCGUCGAAGCGUCUCGCUGACGUCUUUGUUUACGUGCAGCCAGGGGCAACAGCGUGAUGCACGAGACGGAAUCUGUCGUUCUCAAGAGCUGAUGUUGCAGAUUGGGGAUCACUAAGACUCAAGAUGUAUUGGAGCCCAAGUGUUGAACCAUCUCGCUUCCUCUUGAUCAAGUCGCCAACUCCUCUGCCAGUUUUGCCCUAGUUCUCCUCCCCGCUUCAGUCAACAUGCUCAGCAACGCUGGGGGUACCCGGAGGUCCCCAAGAGGAGGGCCUGGUGCCUUAACGGAGAAGUUGAAGAAGCAGCUUGUUGAUGAGAGCCUCUCCGACCCUGACGAUCCUGGCAGUGAUUGUGUUGUUGCUCCUCUUGUGUCUGUCCCAUCAAACGGCUUGAAUGAAGGCAGAAAAGACAUGUCAAUGGAAGAAAAAUGUACAAAAUUUUUACGCCUCUGUGCCAGGGCGCGUAAUUUGGUUUCUCAAAGUAGAGGGCAGCUGUUUCUUGAAAGGAUGGAGGAUAUAAUAUCUAGCAUGGAAAAAUAUCGAGAAGUUGUUGUCAUUUCAAACACCUUAGGUGAAAAACAUGUCCCCAAUGACACUCGUCAACAAAAAGUCUCCCGAUGCCUUAAAGCCCCCCUUAUUUGGAAUAACAGCAACCAAAAGAAAAAUACUUAUACGGAAAGAAGGAUAUUUCCCUGCUCCAUCUGCAAUAAGACGUUAACUACACCACUAGGAUUGAGAUUACACUUCAGAAUCCAUACAGGUGAAAAACCUUUCGAGUGCCAAGUUUGCUGGAAGAAGUUUGAACAAUCAAGUUCUCUUGGAGUUCAUUUGAGGACACAUGCUGGAGAAAAGGCAGGGGAGAACACUCUGGAAGGAGAGAGAUUGGUUGGUAACUACAUCGACAGAAGGAUACAAAACACUUCAGCUCCUCCUAUUCAGGCUGACACUAUACGCAAUGAUGAUAACUUCAAUAGUCAAGAGAACUCUAUUACAUUGGCACAAAGUGAUGAUGAUUCAUGUCUGCUCUCGUCCCAUACCCAGGAUGAAACCAACCAUGACAAUACCGACCAGGAUGAAACCAACCAUAACGAUACCGACCAGAAUGAAACCAACCAGGAUGAAACCAAACAAGAUGAAAUUGGCCAGGAUGAAAUCAACCAGUCUAAUAAUGAUGAUAAUAGUGAUAAUAAUGACAAUUUUAAGGAAGUUGAAAGUGAGAACUCUAUUAAUUCGGCUUCAAGUGAUGAUGAUUCAUAUUCACCUUCUCUUGGUCACAAGUCUUUGGAUUCUGAGUGCUCUUCAGAUGAAUCUAACGAUAUAAGUGAUGACAAUACAAGAUUCAAACCAAAGAAGAUUAUCCACGAAGGAAGAACAAUGUUCCCCUGCACCAUGUGUAGUAAGAUGUUAACUACAGCACUCGGCUUUAGAUUACACUUAAGAACCCAUACAGGGGAAAAGCCGUAUAAUUGCCAUGUUUGCAAUAAGAAGUUUGCACAACCAAGUGCUCUUAGAGGUCAUAUAAGAACACAUACUGGAGAAAAACCAUAUGAAUGUGCCAUUUGUGGUAAGAAGUAUGAUAAGAAGAUCUAUCUAAGCUUUCAUCUCCGGCUCCAUUCUUCGGGAGCACUAACCUGUGAGGAGGAAAAUGCUCCCGAAGAAGAGAGGACAUUUUUGUGUCACAUCUGUAGCAAGAUGUUUACUACGCAAAAAUCCCUCAGCUCACACCUACAAACUCACUCAGGAGAAAAGUCUUACCUGUGCCAUUUUUGUGAUAAGUCUUUCUCGCAGAGUAGUAAUCUCAGAAGUCAUAUAAGAAUCCAUACUGAUGAAAGACCGUUUGAAUGCACCAUUUGUGGCAAGAAGUUUAGGGAGAAAAGGGGUCUUAAUCUACAUCUUCAAUUCCAUCGGGGUGAAAAGCCAUUGGAGUGCCAUAUUUGUUCUAAGAGGUUUAGAGGAAAAGCGAAUCUUCGAAAACAUAUAAGAACCCAUACUGGUGAAAAGCCUUUUACGUGCUCACAUUGUGAUCAGAAGUUUACUCAGAAACAUGCUCUGGACGCUCAUGUUGCAAAUCGUCAUACUGGAGAAAAGCCCUUUGAGUGCACUCAAUGUGAUAAAAAGUACAGUCAAAGGAGUCUACUGAAUGCUCAUGUUAAUGCAGUCCAUUUAGGUAAAAAACCAAAAAGCUUGCGUGCCCAUGUGUGCCCACUUUGCAAUAAAACUUUGUCCAGCGGAUAUCUUCUCAAGCAACAUGUUGAAGUUACCCACACUGGAGAUAGGCCUUUCGAGUGCCCAAUUUGUCAAAAGAAGAUAAGUAGCUCUUCUAAUCUCAAGACUCAUAUUAAAACUCACUCUGGGGAGAGGUGUUUUGAAUGCACUGUUUGUCACAAGAGGUACAGCACUAAAGCUAAUCUUGGAACUCAUUUUAGAACUCAUACAGGAGAAAGGCCCUUUGAGUGCACAGUUUGCAACAAGAAGUUCAAACAAUCAUAUGAACUUAAAGAGCAUAGCAGAAUUCACACUGGAGAUAGACCUUUUGGGUGCACAGUUUGUGAAAAGAAAUUCACCCAAGCAGGCACUCUUAGAAAACAUCUUCAAACUCAUAAACCACGGUAGGCCUUUGAAUGCAUAGCUAGGUGUAAAAAGUUCUGACCAAGCAUUUCAGAUCUCAUUUUAUAAUUAAAAGGUUUUGGGAGAAGCCUAAAAGACUUGUUUUCAUCAGAGCCGUAUGGCUCUGCGGCUCUGGUUUUCAUCAUAUGUAUGUAGAAGAAAAAUAUUUUAUUGCUUUUUGUUUUGCAAUCUUAUUUUAUAAAGACUACCCAA
This is a messenger RNA of Thrips palmi, 3363 nucleotides long. RefSeq names its product oocyte zinc finger protein XlCOF6-like. Gene Ontology annotation, cellular component: nucleus. The transcript has 7 exons. Gene Ontology annotation, molecular function: RNA polymerase II transcription regulatory region sequence-specific DNA binding; DNA-binding transcription factor activity, RNA polymerase II-specific. Gene Ontology annotation, biological process: regulation of transcription by RNA polymerase II. Bases 772 to 3156 code for a protein of 794 amino acids. The record is from RefSeq and is a predicted model, not a curated record. NCBI's taxonomy places the organism in Eukaryota, Metazoa, Arthropoda, Insecta, Thysanoptera, Thripidae.